CAGCAGAACGAGAUUUCCCAUGUCUGCAGAUACCUAGUAGAUUCUUUUCCACAUUGCGUGUCAGACUACAAUUGAUUCAGGACAUCUUUGAAUUUAACCUGAGUUUAAGUUAAAUUGUUUCGAUAACGGUGUUUCCAACCAACUUUAGGUUGUUGAUGCAGCCAGAAGAAAUGGAGAAUACAUUCAGCCAGUGCAAGUCACUACAUCUCAGCAGAGUUGAUCUUAGCCGUAAAGGUAGCAUAGAUGAUGAUAUCUACCCAGUUGUUUCCCUUCUGAACAACUCACCCAACUACUUCACCACAAGUUCAUGUUCGGGGAGAGUUAUUGUGAUAGAUGGGCUUUCAGAGACGUCGGAAAUCCAAAAGCAGAAUUGUUCUUGGCUGUUCGUAACCCAUCAAAAAUGUAGCGAGGAGGAUGUGAUUUCAGGAUUACGGAAUUCAAGAGGAUCUGCUGUGUUUAAAUUUGAACCAUUUGUACUUCAUGUGCAAUGCAAAGACAUCACAAGUGCAAGACUCUUGCUCUCUGUGGCAGUUCAGUCUGGCUUCAGAAAUUCCGGUGUGUCAAUUGGGAAGAGAGACAAAAUCAUACUGGCUGUUCGCAGUACUCACUGCCUUGAAGUUCCACUCAGCCACACGGGAGAAAUCAUGGUGAAUGAAAAGUAUAUCCACUUUCUAGUGCAAGCUGCAAAUCAGAAAAUGACUGAGAAUCUUCAUAGAAUAAAAAGGUUUUAUGCUGGUGUGCAGGCUGCUCUUCAAUCGGACGAAUCUUCAUGUACAACAAAUCUAAAUCACCCAAGCAAGAAAAGGCAUUGCAAGCAGGCAUCAGAAAAGAAGCAGGAUUCAAUGAUUGAACAGAAUAGAUUUCCCUCAAACAAGUUAGGAGAUCCUGAAGAUUACUUUGAAGAUGGAUUGGCAUUAUUUUCAUGAAUUUGGUUUGUACAUUAAGAGUCAACAUCCAUGUUUCCCCUAUUGUAUGACAUUACAGUUGUAUAACAGAAUGAAAUUCUUGUUUAAAAAAAAAAAAACUAAAUUAAACUCUAAAUAUGUAUAGUGUCUACGUGUAAGUGAUGGGGGAGGCUCAAGUUUUGUUCAUCACUCAUCAACUGUAGUGUGAUAUCUGUAUAUCUGAUAUAAUUUUUGGAAACUUACAUCUUCAUAUUGGCCUGAAUAUAAGAAGAAGGUCUUUGUACUGUACGUAAUGCAGAUGCCUGUGUUGCAGAGUUCAUUACACCUUUAUGUAGCACAUUCGAAAAAAAAUGUAUUGGUUGUGUCACAACUCUCUACUCUACUCUUCAAUAUUUUUGUGAACCGUCAAGUAGGGCAUCAUGAGCCACACAUGGCCAACGGGCCGCACAAUGUGGAACUGUUAUAAAGGGGGUCUAAGCAAUAAGAAUUGUAUGUGUAAAUACAAAUAUGUAAAAUAUGUAAAAUAAAUACUUUUAUUUCUA
Messenger RNA from Engraulis encrasicolus (European anchovy), 1447 nucleotides. RefSeq names its product tRNA-yW synthesizing protein 3 homolog (S. cerevisiae) (gene tyw3). The record is from RefSeq and is a predicted model, not a curated record. Bases 156 to 926 code for a protein of 256 amino acids. The transcript is spliced from 6 exons. NCBI's taxonomy places the organism in Eukaryota, Metazoa, Chordata, Actinopteri, Clupeiformes, Engraulidae.